AAAUUUAGUUUAUUUAAUUGUCGACGUCGAGCCAUUACGUUAUUCUUCUGUUUAUUGAACAUUCGUGUCAUACGCCAAAGGAUAUUUCAAUCUUGUUAAAAAAUAUUUACAUGGUAUUUAUAAGUUUGCUAACAUAUCAAGUUAUCACAGAAAGGUGGGCAUAACCCACUACGUAACGAUACGUAUGACGAAACGUGACUCAAGAAAAUUUACGAUACUACUUAUUAAAUUUCAUGAAAUACGUCAUGCAUGUAAACACUGGAGGUAAACAAGUGGAGGUGAUAAGCGAGAGGUUCGCUGGGCGGGGACUUGUCAGUUAGCGCUUGCGCGUCGAGAGCGGUUAGAGCACGGCGCCGCCGCGGAACCGGCACCGAUCGUGACUCGCGAGUACGGCAGUAGUGCCGGCGACCCCCAGCCACCAUGAACACCCGCCAGCUGUGCCGGCUCGCUGCCACCGCACGCCCUAAACCAAAAACCUCAAAUGGCAUACUAUGCACCUGCUACCGGCGCUAUAGUCAAAAAUGGCGCAACUCUGCUCCACACUUCUAUGCUGUCCAGUCGAUAGACAUGAGGGUUCGUGAAGGUCCUCACAAGAAUGCAGACGAUGUCAUAUUUGACAUGUUCAAAAAUGAAGACUCCGGCCUUCUCCCAGUUGGAAAGUUUUUGGCCGCCUUGAGGACCACUGGAAUAAGAAAAAAUGAUACGCGCGUUAAAGAAGUAAUGCACAACUUGUACAAAGUGCACAAGGAAUCUAACUUUGAAGGAGGCUCGCCCGAAACCCUAAAGCUGGACAGGAAGUCCUUCAAGGAAGUGAUUGCACCCAACAUUGUUUUGAUAACUAGAGCAUUCCGUAGCCAAUUCGUUAUUCCCGAUUUCCAAGACUUUAUAAAAGACAUAGAAGAAAUGUAUUGGGCGGCUAAAAGUAACACCGACGGCAAAGUGGCCAGUUACAUACCGCAGCUAGCCAGGGCAAGCUCUGACAGCUGGGGCGUGAGCGUCUGCACCAUAGAUGGCCAGAGAUUCUCUAUUGGUGACGUGAAUGUCCCAUUCACUCUGCAGUCGUGCAGCAAGCCGCUCACAUACGCGAUGGCCCUCGAAACUCUGGGGCCCGACGUGGUACACAAAUAUGUUGGCACCGAGCCCAGCGGCCGCAACUUCAAUGAACUCGUUCUCGACUAUAAUAUGAAACCGCAUAAUCCGAUGAUUAACGCUGGAGCGAUUUUAGUGUGCUCAUUACUGAAGACCUUGGACAGACCCGAAAUGACGCUAGCUGAAAAGUUUGAUUACGUCAUGUCAUUCUUUAGUCGUCUGGCUGGCAACGAAGGUCUAGGUUUCAAUAAUGCAGUAUUUUUGUCAGAACGCGAAGCUGCUGACAGAAACUAUGCCCUUGGCUUUUACAUGAGGGAAUAUAAAUGUUACCCGGAAAAAACUAACUUACGUGAGUGUAUGGACUUCUAUUUUCAGUGUUGCUCGAUGGAAGCAAACUGCGAUAUAAUGUCAAUCAUGGCUGCGACUCUUGCAAACGGAGGAAUAUGUCCAAUCACCGAUGAGAAAGUACUGCGGCCAGACUCAGUACGGAACGUGCUCUCUCUGAUGCAUAGCUGUGGGAUGUACGAUUACUCUGGACAGUUUGCCUUCAAAGUGGGUCUACCAGCCAAGUCAGGAGUGUCCGGCGCGAUGCUUAUAGUUGUCCCUAACGUUAUGGGCAUCUGCACGUGGUCCCCACCGCUGGACCCCCUAGGAAACAGCUGCAGAGGGUUACAGUUCUGCGAUGAUUUGAUAAAGAGGUUUAACUUCCACAAGUACGAUAAUAUUCGGUACGCGAGUCACAAAAAAGAUCCACGUCGGUACAAAUUUGAGUCCACCGGCCUCAACAUCGUCAACCUGCUGUUCUCCGCUGCGAGCGGCGAUCUCAGCGCACUGAGGAGGCACCAUCUCUCUGGUAUGGAUAUGACCCUGUCUGACUAUGACGGCCGUACCGCAUUGCAUCUUGCCGCUGCAGAGGGCCACCUCGCUUGCGUCGACUUCCUUCUCGCCCAGUGCGGUGUACCGCAUGACCCCCGCGACCGGUGGGGAAGCCGACCUCUCAACGAGGCAGAAACGUUCGGACAUACCGCCGUAGUUCAAUACCUGAAGGAGUGGGAAGCCGCGCACCCAGUGGACAAACCUGUGGACCCAUCAGCCUCAACGGUAGAUGAAAUAUUGGAGGUUAAACCAGACGCUGACGAUGCUGUAAAAGACCCGAGCAUUCAGGAGAUUGUGUCAAGGAAUGGCGACAAAGUGCAGUAGAAUCUCACAUGAAAAAUGAAAAUGAGAUGAUCUCGUGACUGCCUGCGCUGUCACAAAAUAACAUUUGUAAGCGUCGGUACAGCGUCGAGUACCCGCCGUAUUCAUAUGAUAUGAUAAGAGAUGCUUAAAUGCAACAUACAUAUUAUAUUAGAUGCUUGUACCUCAUGAUGCCGAGACCUUUAUGAAGGGAAUAAGUUUGACACGUGUUAUGUACAUGUUUAGGUGUGCACUGCAUGUAGAAACCCAUCUCAUAAUUAAGUAGAUUAAUAACAAUGCAUUUCACGUUUGGACAGCUGUACACAGGUUUUGUUAAUAUUGUAGACCUUUACCUAAAAACCCUUUAAUAGUGUUUUUCUUUGAUUGUAUUAAAAUCGAAGAUAUUUUGUAUCAAUAUUUACAGUAAUUUUCCUUCUGAGAAAUUUAUAUUAUACAAUGUAGAGUCGUAGUGCGUAUUGUUACUGACAUUAUACUGUGUAAAUCAAGCUUUGAAGAUGUAUGUUUACAGUUUAAAGCUCAAGCGAGUGUGAUAUUAAAAUAAAUUAUCUGCACAAGGCAACAUAUUGGAGAUAAUCAGUUGGUCAAGAUCUUGGGAGAGAUGUACAGAAAAAUUGAACUGAAGUGGAUUGAGCUUAUAGCAAGAUGGUUCUUUAUAGUAAUAUGUACUUAGUAGUUCUGUAUUUAAAUACCUCAUCUGUAAAUCGAUUGGUCACCGAAAAAUCGGAAUCUAUCAGUCAGAUUGGGGCAGUACAGGAGUGUGGAAGCUAGGUAAUAGACAAUCUAUCUGUAUUCUAGUAUGUACUUAAAAAAUAGGUUGAACUAUACUAAAACCUUUUUCAAUCUUAAGUAGGUUUCUGAGAGCUGUAUUCCUUAAAAUAUAGUUUAUGUAAAAGUAAAUUAUGAAUCUUACAUAUUGACAUCAUCAAGUUCUAAGUGUUUAAUCCAUGAAUGUAUAAACUUAGUGCAUUAACUAUUUACCCUUCUUCUCAAGAUUACAUCUCUCUAUUUAAAGUUAACUUUAAGCAUCUGAUUCUUGUAAAGAAUCCUCCAUUAAUAUGUAUUUUUAACAUUCCAUUUUGAAUUAAUACAAUUGUAUGUAUAAUGUUGCAGUAUCAUCAAAUUAUUUAUAACACAUUAUUCUUAAAUUUGAAUAAAAUAUAUC
This is a messenger RNA of Trichoplusia ni (cabbage looper), 3448 nucleotides long. It is a transcript of the gene GLS, whose product is annotated as glutaminase liver isoform, mitochondrial-like. Gene Ontology annotation, biological process: L-glutamine catabolic process. The transcript is spliced from 9 exons. Lineage: Eukaryota; Metazoa; Arthropoda; Insecta; Lepidoptera; Noctuidae. The coding region runs from base 421 to 2289 and encodes 622 amino acids. The record is from RefSeq and is a predicted model, not a curated record. Gene Ontology annotation, molecular function: protein binding; glutaminase activity.